Messenger RNA from Penicilliopsis zonata CBS 506.65, 1146 nucleotides. RefSeq lists its product as hypothetical. Bases 1 to 1146 code for a protein of 381 amino acids. The transcript is spliced from 2 exons. Lineage: Eukaryota; Fungi; Ascomycota; Eurotiomycetes; Eurotiales; Aspergillaceae. The record is from RefSeq and is a predicted model, not a curated record.
AUGCCUCUCCACCUCCUCGGCAAGAAGUCAUGGAACGUCUACAACCAAGAGAACAUUGCUCGCGUGCGCCGUGACGAAGCGCAGGCAAAGGCGCGAGAAGAAGAAGCCGAGCGGCGGAUGCAAGAGGAGGACGCAGAGAGACGGAUUCAGAUUCUGCGUGGUGAACAGCCUUCUCCUCUUCCUCCCCCUCCUUCUCCUGGGGAGACGUCCACACGGCAAGAAAGGAGGCGUGACAGGGAUGAUAUCGGACGGUCUAGGAAGCGGCGACGGUUGGCGGGGGAAGACGACACGGAUCGGGAUAUACGAUUUGCACGAGAGGAUGCCGCCGAAGCGAGUGCUAGGCGAGAGCAGAUGGUGUCGUCGUCGACGAUGACGACGACGACGACACGUGGGGAGAAGGAUCUGGACACUCCGCUGACGGACAGCACGGGACACAUCAAUUUGUUUGCGUCUGAGGCGGCGCAACAGCAGAAACAGAAACCGGUGGAGAAGAAUGCUGAGGCUGAGGCUGAAGCGGCCAGGAAGAAACGCCAGUACGAAGACCAGUACACGAUGCGGUUCUCGAAUGCGGCCGGGUUCAGAGAAUCGGUCGGUCAGAGCCCCUGGUAUUCGUCCUCUAGUCAUGGCGGACAGGCACCGCAGCCAAUGUCAGAAAAGGAUGUCUGGGGGAACGAAGAUCCCCUGCGGAAGGAAAGGGAGAGGGCUCGACUCGACUCGAACGAUCCGCUGGCGGCGAUGAAAAAAGGAGUGCGUCAGCUGCAGGCGGUCGAGAAAGCAAGAAAGCAAUGGAACGAGGACCGGCUGAUUGAGAUGAAAAGGCUCCAGACAGAUGCAUAUUCAGACCAGCAUCGCUCCAGCCGUCAACAUCGACGGCGAAGGGAGCGCUCACGGCCAAGAGAACCCGACUCGGACGGCAGUCUGGAAAACUUCAAGCUCGACGAAGCAUCCUCACUGGACAAGGAAAAAGACGAUGAUGAGAGACACCGGAGGAGCUCGAAACGCUCUUCGCAUCAUCGCCAUCGUCACCACCGACAUAGUAGUGACAGGCGGCACGAGCACUCGCGCUCUCGCUCGCAUCGCCAUAGUGGUGACGGCGGGCGAGAGAGUCACAGGGAUACACACAAGACGACAAAUAACAUAUUGUAA